This is a messenger RNA of Sesamum indicum (sesame), 2268 nucleotides long. Its product is annotated as protein HOTHEAD. Gene Ontology annotation, molecular function: flavin adenine dinucleotide binding; oxidoreductase activity, acting on CH-OH group of donors. Lineage: Eukaryota; Viridiplantae; Streptophyta; Magnoliopsida; Lamiales; Pedaliaceae. The record is from RefSeq and is a predicted model, not a curated record.
AAGCCGUUUUCUUCUGCAUGUUUGAAGAAAAUGUUUUCCAUACGUGAUGUGUAUAUUUAGGUGGAGUAAAUAAAAAGAUAGAAAAUUCAGUUAUCAUCCUUUUGGGAAAUAUAUAUAUAAUAUGGUUUUUACAAACAUGCACAGAGAACAAGGCACCAACCAGCGGAAGCCACAUAAAGAUCAGAGAGAUCCCUCCAGAGGGAGGGAAUUGAACUAGUUAGUGUGUGUUUUUCUUGAGGUUUUUGUGCGUGUGGCCAACAAAUGGCUUUGGUUUUUAGUGGUGACUCUGCGGCUCUCUACUUGUAUGUAGUUGUGUGGAUCACCACUGUGCUCUCCUUCUGUCAAGGCAUGCAGGAUGAACAUCCGGCGGGAUAUUAUCGCUACCCCUUCAUCAGACCCGCCAGUUCAUUCUCGCCCCCCCCGUCCUCCGCCGCGUGGCACGCCCAGCCCGGCGGAGAACGGGAAUACGACUACAUAGUAGUCGGCGGGGGCACCGCGGGGUGCCCCCUCGCCGCCACCCUCUCCCAGAACUACAGCGUUUUGCUGCUGGAGAGAGGGGGCACGCCGUUUGCGAACGCGAACGUUUCAUUCAUGCAGAACUUCCACAUCUCGCUGGCGGACGUCUCGGAGACGUCGGCGUCGCAGAUGUUCGUCUCCACCGACGGUGUGUUUAAUUCCCGGGCUAGGGUGUUGGGCGGAGGAACUGCCAUCAAUGCUGGUUUCUACACCCGGGCAAGCACAAGUUACAUCAAGAGCGUUGGUUGGGAUGCUAAACUGGUGAACGAAUCAUAUCCGUGGAUCGAGAAGCAGAUCGUGCACCAGCCACGGCUCAUGCCGUGGCAGAAAGCAGUAAGAGACGGGCUGCUAGAAGUUGGGAUUUCUCCGUUCAACGGAUUCACAUAUGAUCACAAAUUCGGAACAAAAGUUGGCGGAACGAUCUUCGACAAGUUUGGACGUCGCCACACGGCUGCUGAGCUUUUGGCCUCUGCCAAUCCCGAUAACCUUCGUGUUUUAGUACACGCCACAGUUCAGAAAAUCGAGUUUGACAAGUCAGGGAAAAGGCCUAAGGUAAUUGGAGUUGUGAUCAAGGACGAAAACGGGAUGACGCACAGAGCAGUUCUAUCGAAGAGGGCAGGGAGUGAAGUCAUCGUGUCGUUGGGAGCAAUUGGGAGUCCUCAUCUGCUGCUGCUGAGUGGAAUUGGACCCAAGGCAGAGCUCGAGAAGUUCAACAUUCCUUUGGUGCUUGAGAAUGAGUUUGUGGGGAGAGACAUGGCCGAUAACCCACUCAACACGAUUUUCGUGCCUACUAAUGGACCGAUUGAGCAGUCGUUGAUACAGACCGUCGGGAUUACCGAGUUGGGAGUGUAUAUUGAGGCCAGCAGUGGUUUCGGACAAUCGUCCGAUAGCAUUCGUAGGGAUCAUGGAAUUGCUUCAGCUGAGAUAGGUCAGCUUUCAACUAUCCCCCCGAAGCAACGCACACACGCAGCGAUCCACAACUACAGGCGAAGCAAACAAAACCUUCCGCAUGAAGCAUUCAUGGGAGGCUUCAUACUAGAAAAGAUAGCCCGGCCCCUGUCAAAAGGCCAAAUCAGCCUAACAAACACAAACAUCGACGACAACCCUUCCAUCACCUUCAACUACUUCAGCCAUCCGGCCGAUGUGGCACAGUGUGUGGACGGUAUACGCAUCAUAGAGAAAAUCUUGCAGUCGAAACACUUCACCAACUACACGAAGAUGGACAAGGAAACGACAGAGAAGUUGCUGAAUAUGAGUGUUGAGGCCAAUGUCAAUCUCAUACCAAAGCACACCAAUGACACGAAGUCCCUUGAGCAGUUCUGCAAAGAUACUGUCAUUACUAUUUGGCACUAUCAUGGAGGGUGCCAUGUGGGAAAGGUCGUCGGCCCCGACUACAGGGUUCUUGGAGUCGAGCGGCUGCGUGUGGUUGAUGGAUCGACGUUUUACGACUCCCCGGGGACUAAUCCUCAGGCCACGGUCAUGAUGAUGGGGCGGUACAUGGGAGUGAAGAUAUUGAGGGAGAGAUUAGGGAAAGCAGGUGGAGUGUAGAGGGGCAGCACUAAUAACAUAAUAUGUAGCUGUAGGCUGAGUUUGUGUUUUGUUGUAGAGAAAAUUGGUAGUAAUUUCUGUUGUUGGUUUCAUGAGUUUGCCAGUUGAGGAUGUGAAAUUGGCAUCACCACUUCUCUUCGUACUGCCCCAUUUGUCGUUCUUUCUUGUUCAUCAACUAUCUCUAAUUACUUGGAAUUUGCUUCA